Molecule: messenger RNA, 1281 nt
Organism: Clonostachys byssicola
Lineage: Eukaryota; Fungi; Ascomycota; Sordariomycetes; Hypocreales; Bionectriaceae
Source: the annotation of a GenBank genome assembly
AUGAGCCACCCCAUCAAUAAACAAGGCGAAAAGCUGGAGGUUGCCAUUGCGGGUGGCGGCAUUGCGGGUCUUAUUACUGCCAUCGCCCUGCUAAAGCACCCAGGCGUUAAUGUACGAAUCUAUGAGCGAGCCAAGGAGUUCAAGGAGAUCGGUGCCAGUAUUGGUCUCGGUCCCAAUGGCCUGAGAUCCUUGGAAGCUCUGGGUGUUGAGAACGCCCUUACAGAGGAUGUUUGCACCAGGCAAAAGUCAGACUGGCCUAUGAUCUUCCGACACUGGAAAACCGGGGAAGUCUUGGCUACAGACGUACACUAUACUGUCAAGACGAAGAAGCAUUUCACGGCUCGAUACCAUCGGGCUCACUUGCACCAAGCCUUGCUAGAGAAUCUCCCCAAGGGCAUCGUCGCCUUGAACAAGAAGACCAUUAAUGUGUAUGCCGAUCCAAACCAAGGCGUGACACUAUUUUUUGAAGACGGUUCAAGUGCGCGGGCAGAUAUCUGUAUUGGUGCCGACGGAAUUCACUCGAAUGUGCGGAAGACCUUUGUUCCUGACCAUACUCUUCGAUGGACUGGUUGGGUAGCGAUGCGGGCUACUUUCGAGGCAUCACGCCUUGGGGAUCUGGAGUUCCCUGAAGAUGCAGUCCAUUGGGGUCUCUUCACCACCGUUGGCGGAUUCCAUGUCGACCCUAAUGACCCGAAUGCACAUGGCCGUGACGCAAACUGGGACGAUCUUGGCAGCUUGGAAGAGUUUAAAGAAUACUACAAGGAUUGGAAUCCUACCGUACGUGCAUUUAUAGAAGCAUGCCCUUCUAUUCGCCUCUUUCCUAACUACGCCGGCGGCCCUCUCGAGACUUGGGCUUUCAAAAACCGCGUUACUCUAGUUGGCGAUGCGGCGCAUACUCACGGUGGUGCUUUUGCCGCUGGUGGAUCGCUCGCCAUCAACGACGCACAUGCCCUCGGCCUCGCCCUCAACUAUGUCUGGCCAGCCUCUUCGUAUAAUGGGGAGAAGCCGACAGCAGAGCAGAUUGCCAAUAUUUUCCGAGUAUAUGAGAAUACGCGGAAGCCUCAUAUUGACAAGAUUCUCGGCGUGGUGCACAAGGCCAUCGCAGGACAGAGAGCGUCAGUCGAGAAGGGCAAGGUUGAGACCGACGAGGAGCUGAGGCAGAGAGUUGCGAACAGAAUGGAUCCUUGGUGGAUCAGUGAACAUGAUGUUGAGGAGGAAUUUCAGAAAGCUAUCAAUGGCGGGAAAGGGCCUGAGACUAACGAGUCACGCCCACGGCUGUGA